Apus apus (common swift) is the source of this 2346-nucleotide messenger RNA. Its product is annotated as histone H2A type 2-B. Gene Ontology annotation, molecular function: structural constituent of chromatin; DNA binding; protein heterodimerization activity. Gene Ontology annotation, cellular component: nucleosome. The transcript has 2 exons. The record is from RefSeq and is a predicted model, not a curated record. Lineage: Eukaryota; Metazoa; Chordata; Aves; Apodiformes; Apodidae. Bases 117 to 497 code for a protein of 126 amino acids.
GCGCGCGGGGCGGAGCGGCGGCUGCAGGCGCCAGGACUGUCUGGUGCGCAGCGCUUCUUAGGAGGAGGAGGAGGAGGAGGAGGCGGCGGCGAGGGGCCGCUGCUUGCCUGCCGGCCAUGUCGGGCCGGGGGAAGUCUGGUGGCAAGGCGAGGGCCAAGGCCAAGUCGCGCUCGUCGCGGGCCGGGCUGCAGUUCCCCGUGGGCCGGGUGCACCGGCUGCUGCGGAAGGGUAACUACGCGGAGCGGGUGGGCGCGGGGGCGCCGGUGUACCUGGCGGCGGUGCUGGAGUACCUCUCGGCUGAGAUCCUGGAGCUGGCGGGCAACGCGGCCCGCGACAACAAGAAGACGCGCAUCAUCCCGCGGCACUUGCAGCUCGCCAUCCGCAACGACGAGGAGCUCAACAAGCUGCUGGGCGGUGUGACCAUCGCCCAGGGCGGCGUCCUGCCCAACAUCCAGGCUGUGCUGCUGCCCAAGAAGACCCAGAGCUCCAAGAAGUGAGCGCUGCCCCCGGUCCCUCUCCCGACCCCUUCCUCACCGCUGCCUCAUCUCCCUUCCCAGCGGAGCUGGGGGUCCCCAUCCUGCCCCCCAGCCCGGGCUGGGCAGUGAGCCCCUAGCAGCACCCCGCCAGCCCUCCACUAGCCCCCCCUAGUCUGAGCUGCGGCAGGGUGCUGGGGGAGCAUGGGUGAGGUCAGGCCGGGCCCUGCUUGUGCCCCCACCCUGCCCAUUUUCCCUCUGGAAGAAGUGUUUUGGGAGGAGGCAGCUGGAUCACCACUGUUGGUGGUGGUGUCAUCCGGAGCUGUACGGUUGUGUCAUGGUGCAGAGCUGCUGGUGGCUGCUGCGGAUUGUUUUGGCUGGUGUGGGGCUGGACGCUGCCUCUGCCAGCCCUGGGGCUGUGCAGGGUCCCCCCAGCCGGCCUCGCUCUGCCGUGGUGUGAGGAUGGGACUGGCUGCUGCUGCUGCCCCCCCAACGAUGCCAUCCCGGCCGCACUGCAGCAGGGGGAGGGCAGGGGGCUGGAAAACCUGAAAAGGAGGAAAAGUUUCGCCAUUGGCAAGAAGUGACUGUUAGUCUUAGUUUUGUUCAUGGUAAAACUAGUGCAUUGCCUGCUGUAAAGAAGCUCUGGUCCUAUUUAUUUUAAGGUCUCUUUUUUUCUGUUUGUUUGGGGUUUUUUGGGGGUGCCUCCCUGCAAAGUCACCUUCCCGCAGCUCCCUGGGUUGGUGGGCGCUCGGGGACUUGUUGGUCCCACACGCCGUGGGUGCUGCUGGUGGGGUGGGGCGGAGGGUGCGGUGACAAAUCCCCUCGGAGAGCGUCGCAAGGUCAGGCGCCCGCCGGGAGCGGGAGCUGCCAUCUUCUGCCGUGACUCCCCUCCUCUCCCGGCUGCAGAAGCCCUUCGUGUCGCUGAGAGCUGCCCCGUCCCCUGGUUGCACUUCUGGAAAUGACAUGCCGUGUCUUCUGUUGUUGUUCUUUGUUCAACACUGUUUCUGGUUCCGAGAAAUAAAGUGAUGAUGACACCCGUUAACUGUAACCCUCUAUGGAUUAAUACUUUCUUUUUAAAAACAACCCUAGAGUUUGUAUUAAAACCCACUCUUAGCUAGCACUGCGUUUAUUUAAUGGCUGUGUGGAUAAUGUGUGACAUGGGGGCAGGCUAGCUGUCCCGUGACACCUGGAAUAGCUGAUGUAGGGACAGCUUUCCUUGCUGCCCAGAGCAGCCUGCUUCUGUGGAUGCUGAUAGUUGUGUGCAUGCAGCAGUUCCUAGGCAGUCUGACCACAGACCUUUGUAACAUGUUUUUUAAGUUUAAAAAAAAAAAAAAAAAGCGCAACUCCUGUUUAUGUGCUGUAAGUAGCAUGUGUUCAGCCUAUGGAAUCAGAUGUUAAUCUUGUGAAUUAAGUAACUACCCUGGCUCUGAGUUUAUUAUUACCUAGAGUAGAUGAACCUGGAUACUUGGCUGCUGGUUUUAUGGAGGGGUUUUUCACUCUUGUGGAAUAUGGAAGUGGUGUGUUCAUUAGUGUCCUGCUAAGAGGGGUGUGGACAUGUCCCAUGGUUACACUGGGGUACCCUGACUGUGGGUGGGGGGCACCUGGCCACAGCCCUGCUGCUGUGGCACGAACCCCUGUUUGAUCUUCUCCUGUGAUGUGACUGUUACUGUUGGUGGGGUCAGGACAAGGGGUUUUCUUUCUACUGCCCAGUGUAGUGGUCAACCUGUCUGUAUCCGGGUGUCUUGUUCUUGUUUUCUCCAGGACCAGUGUUUUGUACAACCUGAGAGUGUUUUGUAUUAGAAAAAUGCAGAACUUGUGGUACUGAAAAGAAUGGUGCAAACCCAGUAUCCAAUUAAACUGGUUCCCUGUUGAA